AGGAAGCUGGGAAAGGAUCAAGGAAACCUCUAGCAUCGUAGAUAAACACCGUAAAGAGGUGUGAAGCCAGCGGGCACACGGCUGUCACAGUACUAAAAGAACAGUAAAAGAGUCCGACUGAGUCCUCUGUACAGCGAGGGUCAACAUGUCUGAGACAUACGACUUCCUGUUUAAGUUCCUGGUGAUUGGCAGUGCUGGGACGGGGAAAUCCUGUCUCCUCCACCAGUUCAUUGAGAACAAGUUUAAACAGGACUCCAACCACACCAUCGGUGUGGAGUUUGGGUCUAGAGUGGUCAACGUUGGAGGAAAGACAGUCAAACUGCAGAUCUGGGAUACUGCUGGGCAGGAGAGAUUUCGCUCUGUUACACGCAGCUACUACAGAGGAGCAGCUGGAGCACUUCUUGUCUACGAUAUUACCAGUCGAGAGACAUACAAUGCACUGACUAACUGGCUGACGGAUGCACGGACACUGGCGAGUCCCAACAUUGUUAUUAUCCUAUGUGGCAACAAGAAAGACUUGGAUGCAGACAGAGAGGUGACCUUCCUUGAAGCUUCACGCUUCGCUCAGGAGAAUGAGCUGAUGUUUCUAGAGACUAGCGCGCUAACAGGUGAAAAUGUCGAGGAGGGUUUCUUGAAGUGCGCUCGCACCAUUCUCAACAAGAUAGAUUCAGGCGAGUUAGACCCAGAGAGGAUGGGUUCAGGUAUUCAGUAUGGAGAUGCUUCGUUGAGGCAGCUGCGACAGCCCAGAGGCACCACAACACAGAAUAAGCAGCAGUGUAAUUGCUAGGGGUCGGGACCCACCCUCACCCCAGCCCGCAGGUCCACACAGACAGAACUCCCCCUACAGGUUUUUUUGGUGUGUGAUCGUCCUUCCCCAUCUUCUUCAGUUCCACACACCUUGGAUCACCUUGGGUCGUGGAGAUCACUGCAACCUAUGACCCUUGACCUCUGGUAAGAGUCUCUACGGCUUACCUGAGGGGGUCGGUUUUGCCCUUGCGUUUGGACAGCAUAACCCCUCGGUGUGAGCAAAGUGGAAAUGUAAAGAGACAUCCUCCACCAUGGUCUCUGUUACUUACCAGACAAGGACAAAGUCAAGGGUUGUGUGUUUGGGCUGCCCUACUGUUGUGUGUUGGGGGGGUUUUUUGUUGUUGUUUUUUUUUUUUUUCUCUCUUGCUCUGUGCUUUUUCAUUCUGGUUUUAGCAAUCCCCAAAAUACUUUCAGCAUUUACAUAUCAUUGCUUGUAAAUUAUUAUUGUUAAACUCUUUUGUGCAUUCAACCUGUCCUUGUGUGGGUCAUUAGUUUUUUUUUCUUCCUAGUUUUAGCAUUCAUAAAGACAUCCCUUACUAUUUAUUUUUUUUUAAAUCAUGCAUCAUUAACUAUACUUCUCAUAAAUGAUCAGUAAUGGAAAAUAAAUGAUAAACAUCACAUAUUUUGGGGUACGAUUUAUACCAGGCGUGAUGCAAAUCCUUUCAACUUUGUCCUGUCAUUUUAAUUUUUUUUGUAAUACUACUUAUUUAAAGUGAAUGUUGAAUCUUGGCUGACCUUGAGUUUUCAAGCCAGUAUAGUGUUUGAGUCCUAAAUUAAAAACUUUUGGGUUGCAAUAAAGUGCACUGUAGAGUGUUGGCCUUCGUAGUAGACCAGAUGGAUUCAUAGCAUAUUAAUCCCAACACUGAUAUGUAUAAACUCUCAUGGGGGAAUGAUCCCAUCACUCCAUUCUACACCCAAACAGGCAAGGCUGUGGGUCAGGUUGAAAGCACAAAAAUGAGAACUUUUGCUCUUUAUUUAAACCAAAAGUCCACAAGUCUGUAAAUUGAGCUUUAUCAGAUUCACACCAUGUUUAAAUUCACAUGACCAGUUAUAGUGAUAAAUUGGCAUUAUAAUGUUUUUGACUCCUGCUGGGCUUUUCUCCAUGACAUCUCUUAGAUUCAUACAUGCACACUGUAUAAGAUGUCACAGGAAACCACAGUUGGCUUUUGCUUGUUUUCUUUGGGAAACUUUUGUGCCGCCCAACCAGCCCCGUCAUUGAGGUUUGACCUUUUUUAAAAAAAACAAUCAUGCCAGGUUGUAGGUUCACUUUGACAGGAUUCUGUUUUUAACCUUCUAAGUAAUCACUUCUCUUUAAGCUCUGGAUAUCAGAGGGGGGGAAAAAAAGACAACACAAAAUUAUUAUUAGACCAUGUACUCUCAAAUCAUCUUCAUUGUUCAUUGGCAUUGAUUGUACAAGUGGAGCUGUACUGGAGAGAUAAAUAUUUCCUCAUUUGACAUCUUAAAAUGCUAAUCAAAAUCUUCCAUAUGUGCUCGUUUGAGCUGUAGUAUAUGAUUUGUAUUAUUUUAUUUUUUUUAUAGUCGGAACAAUAAUCCCUCAUGCUCUAUUGAUAGGGACAUUCUCACCCUAGAAGACACCACCCCCAUCAGUUUUCUGCCUAAGAUGAAGUUGUUUUGUUUUUUGUUUUUUUGUGACUAUUGGUGACCCUGACCCUCUAAAAGGAAAAGUAGAACCGAUCCAUGCCAGCAAAGUGGCCCUCUCAGUAUAACUGAGACACCACAUUUCCUCAGUGUAUGGGUCAAAUUCCAAGUUUUCCCUUUAAUAUCUCCCUCUGCAGCUCUGCUGCAAAAUGUCAGUUUUGUUGCACCACUGAACUGACCCAGAUGUUUUCUCUUUAGAACAGACCUUGUAUUACCCUAGAGAGAAACAGGGGAAUUUCCACAGAAACACAGUUUCCUCUCUGCUUGUAACACUGACAACAUGGUUUGUGGUGCUGCUGGAGGAAAAUGAGGUUGCAAGUUAAUGGCUUAGAAAAUCCAAAGCCCCUGCUCUGCUGUUUAAUCAAAGGCACCGCUUCUGUCUGAAUCACUGUCUGAGAGCAGGUCAUACAAACCAAGCCAAGAGGAGCUCAAAAACAAACGUAUUUCUCAAGCCUCUGUGUUGGCAUACGUUCUCCCAGACAAACCAUAUGUGUUUAAGCUCAACUGAGCCAGCACACUGAAAGGGCAAACAUGAGAUCAUAUAGGACAUCAAGAGACAGAUGGUCAAAACACAUUGCUUUCAUAAAAUAUUUGCAUAGCAUGAUAGUUUGUCUCCUUCUGCAAGUGCACUUUUACUUUUGAAUCUGUGUUUGUUUUGUUUAUAUGCUGUAACUAUAGAAUUGUACAUUUUAUUUUACUUGAACUGUAUAAUGUAAUAAAUAUAUGAAUUUUAGAUGUUAUCUUUUUUUCUUUUUACUAAAUGACAACUGAGAUUCUUCAUAUGGUUUCAUUUUUUUCUGGUGCUGUCAGGCAGCAACAAAAAAAAUGGUGUAAUAGUGUGAUCUCAUGCUGUGUGAGAUUUGAUUGGUUUAUUGCUCCCUGCUGACGUGGAGGUAAUGAUGGAAGGGUGUUGACUUUGUGAGCUGUAGGUGGCCAUCAGCAGCAAUUCUGAUCACUCGUUCACAGGCUGUCAUCUAUGCGCAGUUAUUGAGUCAACUGUUGAAUCGUUAGCCUGCAUUCAUCUGUAUUCGCUGUACAGUUCAUAAAGAUAAUCAGAGUAGCUAUAUGAACAUUAUUUUCUCAUUUGUUCCAGUAUAGACUCAAUAAUGUGAUGAACGCAAUCCAACUCAGUUGUUGCUUAGUAAUGUUAUAUAAUCUAACCUAAAUACUACUGUACAUCUCAAGUAACCUAUCCUGUAAAUAAGAUUUGUCUAUUGUCUAUUAAGGGUGAGUGUUGCUCAUUGAUUGUAAUGAUUAUGCAAUUCCCAGUAAACUGCUUGUUUUUCAUUUAACUCUU
Molecule: messenger RNA, 3763 nt
Organism: Pelmatolapia mariae (spotted tilapia)
Lineage: Eukaryota; Metazoa; Chordata; Actinopteri; Cichliformes; Cichlidae
Gene: rab4b
Product: RAB4B, member RAS oncogene family
Exons: 8
Coding region: 146-787 (213 amino acids)
Biological process (GO): regulation of endocytosis; Rab protein signal transduction; vesicle-mediated transport
Cellular component (GO): plasma membrane; recycling endosome; insulin-responsive compartment
Molecular function (GO): GTPase activity; GTP binding
Source: RefSeq, a predicted model, not a curated record